Messenger RNA from Bombus impatiens (common eastern bumble bee), 2114 nucleotides. RefSeq names its product receptor-type guanylate cyclase gcy-14. The transcript is spliced from 14 exons. Gene Ontology annotation, molecular function: peptide receptor activity; guanylate cyclase activity. Bases 126 to 2078 code for a protein of 650 amino acids. The record is from RefSeq and is a predicted model, not a curated record. Gene Ontology annotation, biological process: intracellular signal transduction; cGMP biosynthetic process; receptor guanylyl cyclase signaling pathway. NCBI's taxonomy places the organism in Eukaryota, Metazoa, Arthropoda, Insecta, Hymenoptera, Apidae.
AGAGAGCAGCCUCCUCUAUGAGAUAAUACGCCUGGUUGUACCUAAGUCAUUCAGGCCCGAAGUCGGAUCCAUCGAAUCGCGAAAGAUCGCGCGAGGUGAGGGUGGACACCGUGGCCCCUGCAGUCAUGCUCACCAUACAAAACGACAUGUCACCGCGUAAUGGCUCGUGCGUGGCGGAAGUAAGCUCGGUGAGGAGUCUCUCGUCGGACGAUGUCUCGGCGACGAAGACGAACCGAAAGAAGUCCUGCUGGACACGUGCCACGAAUCCGGCUCAUCGCCGUGGACGACGAAUUCAACUGCUACAAAUGCUGGCGCUACCAUUCAUACCGAUCCUAGCGUUGAUCGUUCAGACAGCUAACACCCUCCAUGACAUUCUGAUCUAUCGGCAGGAGGUCUCUGACAUUGAAACGCAGGUAACAAUCGCCACAGAUUUAGGGAAGGUUGUCACGCGGAUGCAGCUCGAAAGAUCUGAGGUUGCAUUCUUUAUUUACACUAAUGGCAGCACUCUAAGGUCGAACUUGACGCAGAGGUUCGCCAUAACCGAUCAAGCUCUUCAUAACAUGACUACGUGGCCCCUGGUCUCGGUACCGAGGGAUGAGAGCAAGACGCAAACCUAUGACGUGGUCAGCAAAGAGGCCUUCCAAGCACGCCUCGAGGAUUUCAGGCAGAAGAUAAGUUCAGAAGAGAGCAGCAUUACCGAAGUGAUGGCGUGGUAUACGAGCGUAAACGCGGCGAUGUUAGACCAUCUGACUAAUCAGAUCAAAGAGACGGAUAAUAGUGGAGUUUGGAGGUAUCUGAUUGCUUUUAAAAAUUUGCUGAAGAGUAUUGAGAGCUUGGGUAUUUCUUCCGUGUACGGAAUCAAUUACUUUGGACGUGGAACCCUUGUGGGGGACAAUUACGUCAGCUACGUUCGCCACGAUAUUCUUGGACGUGAUCUCCUCUCUGGAUCUCUCACAUACGUGCCUUCUCUCAAACAUUUUUACGCAGAACUCACCAACUCCAUGUCAGACUAUGGAAGAAUUAAAUCUAGACGAGAUGAAAUCCUCCAGAACCAGAAGAGGAAACCGAGUGUUGAUGAUGCUAUCGCUUAUUUCGAUUCAAUGGCUACUUAUGUGGAUGAGCUGCGUAAACUUCAACGAGAAUUACGUCACAUGAUCCGGGAUUAUGUGAAUUCAACUUUACAAGAUGCGAGUAACAAAGAAGUUGCUGGGAUAGCUAUACUCGCACUAGUAUUGGUCGUUUCUCCUAUCAUUAUAAUGCUAGUACGUAAUGCGGUUGCGACGAUACAAAUGUACGCAGCCAAUUUAGCGCAAAAGGCUCGGGAACUGAAGCAGGAAAAAGGGAAGAGUGACACGUUGCUUUUUCAAAUGUUGCCUCCUAGCGUCGCACAGCAAUUGAAGCAAACUCAACAGGUUCCAGCGGAAUAUUACGAAGCAGUAACCGUAUACUUCAGCGAUAUUGUUGGGUUCACAGAAAUUGCUGCGGAGAAUACUCCCUUAGAGGUUGUCACUUUUCUAAAUUCGAUCUACAAGUUAUUCGAUGCGCGUAUCGAAUGUUACGACGUGUACAAAGUUGAAACUAUUGGCGAUUCAUAUAUGGUCGCCUCUGGCUUGCCUGUUAGAAAUGGGGACAAACACGUAUCUGAAAUAGCGACAAUGGCCCUCGAUCUUCUAGCAGCUUCAUCGGUAUUUCAAGUACCAAAGCGGCCCGGUGAACGUCUUCAAAUACGAAGCGGUGCUCAUACAGGGCCCGUAGUUGCUGGAAUCGUGGGAAGCAAAAUGCCCCGUUAUUGUCUCUUCGGGGAUACUGUGAAUACGGCCAGUCGUAUGGAAUCAACUGGGGAAGCGCUACGAAUACAUAUUAGCCUAGAAAUGAAAAAAGCUUUGGAUGCAGUAGGAGGUUUCAAAAUCGCACAUCGCGGUUUGGUAGAUGUCAAGGGGAAGGGAUUAAUGGAUACGUACUGGCUGGAAUGCAAAGACGGCGGAAUCGCACGGGCAGCGGAAUUAGAUCUGCCCUCGUUCUUCGAAGAUGUGCGACCAGUUUUCAUACGCCGUUUACGCGAAGAGGGUACCCUUUGAUGCGAACCGUAUUCCCGACGGGACCUCUGGUACCUG